UCGAACUAAUCGGAGGCACUCUAUUUUAUUUUGUAAACAACACACGUUCAAUUUGGCAAGUAGCUCUCCUUAAAGGAGGAAAUAAUAUUUCUAUAUAUGUAUCGUUAGUUCCUCUUACCAAAGUAACACCUUUUUCAAGGGAUCGUAUCCUAAUGAAUAUUUAUAUAUAACAUGUAAAAGUAGUACAAGUCUCAACUAUUUAAAAGAUAUACAAACGUGUGCUAACAACGUUUUCGGUCAUAUGUGACAUAUUAUACUUGCAAACUAUUAAAAGUUAGGGUUAAAAUGGAUAUAUUCAUGAAUUCAUCUAUGGAUAUUCACGUUACUCGUAACAUUACUCCACCAAUAAUAAAAGGAACUGGUGAAUUACAUUACAGACGAUACGAAUUCGUAACACUGAGACCGGAAAUAGCAAUUCCAACGUUAGUAGUUUUGUUUCUUGCUACGGUGAUUGGAACUGGAGGAAAUAUUAUCACGUUGUUGGUUUUUGCUAGAAGAAGAAUCAUGAGAAAUAUAGAGAGUAUAUUCUUGAUAAAUUUGGUGUUAUCGGACCUAUAUGUGACCUCAGUGGCUGAUCCUAUGAGCAUAAUUGCAAAAAUUGAAGGAGAAGACUUUUUCGCUGAAGUACCGGGAUUAUGCCAAAUAGUCGCCAGCUUGUGUACCGUUUCCUGUGUGACGUCAUUGAUGACGAUAGGCCUAAUGAGCGUCAACCGUUUCUUUUACAUUUGUAUGCACGAGAAAUAUGAACGUUUAUUUACUAAACGUAAAUGUAUUUGUAUAUGUAUUUCUCUAUAUAUCGUCGGAGGAUUUCUUGUACUGCUCAACGCAGCUAAUGUUGGUGACCAUGGCUUUGACAGCAAAAGUCUGGAAUGUAUUUGGGACCGAAUGGCAACAUAUCCGUAUACAGUAGUUUUCUCAAUAACUUUGGUUUGGAUACCUUCAAUUAUCAUAAGCAUUUGUUACUUGAAAAUAUAUCUGUAUGUAAGAGCCCAUAAAAAACGGAUGCGUGAAAAAUAUGUGUCUUCAAAGUUAAGGAGCUUUCACUUAGCAAAAACGAUAUUUUUCAUUUAUAUUGUGUUUGUAACAUGCUGGGCACCAUAUGCUCUACUUUUAGUGGUGGAUUCAAACAAUACGUUUCCGCACGAAAUUCACGUGUUCAUAACAAUGUUUGCUCACUUACAUCCUUCUAUUAAUUGGUUUAUCUAUUACAAGACAAAUAAAAAACUCGCUGCUGCUUACAGAAACCUGUUCCAGCGAUGUAAAAUAGUUAGUUCCGAUACGGACAGUAGCACAGACGGAUUGUCAUCCAGCAAGUCUAAAACCUCAAAGCAAACUCCGAUUGAACAUAGUACAGAUACAUUGUUAUAGAGUUUGCUUCAAAUAUGUCAAAUAUUAAGGUGACGUAUAGUAUUUAAGGCCGAAAUCGUUUUGAAGUCAUAGGAACUAUAAGGUUUGUUUUGUAUUUAUAUUUUGGGAUUUCUAAAUACAUGUCUUAAAAUGUUUAGGUUUUAUAUUUCCUAAAAUACAAAACAUUCAAAUCUAUUUUAGCAAAAUGAGAUUUCAUAAAACAUUAUACAUCACCUGUGAUAUUAUAUUCCACUUCAAUUCAUAAUAUAGGAGUAUAUUAUCAUGUAUUGGAUUAGUCAGGGAGAAGUUCGUGCAUAUAGAUCGAAUAUAUUGUAUUAAUGAAUGACAUACAAAAAUAAUGAGUGUUUGUCAAAUUUUAGACGUAUUUCUACAUGUAUAUGCUAAAAUGAUUGCAAAUAAAUUGCUACCCAUUUUCAUAGCAUUGUUAUUAAAUCUUAGAGGUGUCGUAUAACGCUUUAUGAGAUGUUAUUCGCUAAAAUUAACUAAGGUUUUUCUAAAUUAUGUUCUAAAAAUAAUAUACAGAUGUGAGGAAAGUAGAACAUUUAAUAACCGCUACAACUGAUUCUACCUUUGUGACCAGUGCAGAUCAUGAUCAGCCUGCACAUCCGUAUCUUUUUGGCAAGUAUUCCUCCCUUUUAACAGUUAACACUUACCCUGCUAAAUUUCUAAAAUGGACUUGUCCAUCCUUGAAUUUGGGCAGUACCAUUUAUUAUUCAAAGGGAUGUUCACUGAAAAUUGAUGGACUGAAUAGCAAACAGCGCGGACAAUGAUCAGCCUGCAUGGAUGUGCAAGCUGAUCUUGGUCUACACUGGUCGCAAAGGCAGAUCACUUGGCAACAGCAGAUUGAAGGUUAAUUGUAUUCUCCAAAUUGAAAGAUGGACAAGUUUAUUAUAGAAAUGUAGCAGGGUAAGGGUUAAAGUUUCUAAACAGUUAAAUCACUGCAGAGGCUACAAAAAAGAUGUAGGUCAGUCAAGAGAACACAAUGUCUUACACAUCAGCAAAUUCUAACAUGGUUUACAGUUGAAGGUAGCCAUCUGAAAAUGUUCAUGCAUUUUGACUACGACCAUAAACAGUCUCAAUCAUUUUUUUUCUUGUUGGUCGUGGUCGCAGAAUUCUGUAGAAAUGGUUUAUGACAUUUCAUAUGGUUAAAUUUAUAUAGCUAACUUCCACUGCAUAAAUGAAUUUAUUUGAAGUCUGUGAAAUGGUUAUCUAAUGCACAGUAUUUUUGUCGGUGGGGAAGGGGGUACGGGGAGCCACCCGCAGCUGUUAACAUUGUUCCAAAAUUGACGAUGACAUUCUGUUCCAUUUGUUGACAUGUGUUUGUAGUCACAGAGAUAAUGAGCAUGGUUAUUUUAUCUGUUUAGACUUUAAACAGCGUUUCUAAAAAUGUUUUAGUUUAUCAUUCCUCCUUUUUGCAUUCAUGACAAGUUCGUCUAAAACAUAUGCAUUAAAAUUGUGAACUGCAAUAUACACGUCAAUUAAAUUAGUUUACUUCCACUUAUAUAUUAUGCAAUAUUGUCAAAUAAUACAUGCUUACAACAAUACUGAUGCAACAAUUACUCAAAGGAAAUAGCCGUAUUUUGAAGACACAUUAAACAAUCCAUUAUGUACAUAAUGGAUUAAUUUAAUGAUGAUAUAUCAUAUGUUUGAUGGUCGUUUCUACAGACGUACUUUCCUGUUUGUUUAGAGCUUUCAUUUUUAUUUUGAAAUGAAACGUGUGAAAAAUAGUGUAGUCAUUAGAAAUGUUUGAUAUAUUUGUCUUGUAAAUAGAACAAAAUUGUUUUUAAAUUAGAAUUUAUUAGGUGUGUAUUUAAUAAAAUAAACUGAUAUAUGAAAU
Molecule: messenger RNA, 3205 nt
Organism: Mercenaria mercenaria
Lineage: Eukaryota; Metazoa; Mollusca; Bivalvia; Venerida; Veneridae
Product: melatonin receptor type 1A-like
Exons: 2
Coding region: 286-1368 (360 amino acids)
Biological process (GO): G protein-coupled receptor signaling pathway
Cellular component (GO): membrane
Molecular function (GO): G protein-coupled receptor activity
Source: RefSeq, a predicted model, not a curated record